Molecule: messenger RNA, 1626 nt
Organism: Nematocida homosporus
Lineage: Eukaryota; Fungi; Microsporidia
Exons: 1
Coding region: 1-1626 (541 amino acids)
Molecular function (GO): FAD binding
Source: RefSeq, a predicted model, not a curated record
AUGGGGAUUAUAAUGUAUGAACAUCUGCUAACCCAAACAGGCAAUAAGUCUCAGUCUUGUUACGUGAAGUUAAGCCGAGUACAAUCCACAACAGGAAUGCUCUGCAGAAUUGAGCUUUGGCUAGAGCUGUUGAAUAGCACGACCAUUAAAAGACUGGCUGUGCUGCUGCUGUUUAUUUCUUAUGUGAUCGCGACCCUGGCUUCAGUAGAUAACACCGGCCAUGAUUAUAACACCGCUUCUGUCGGAACACCUAGUGUUGGUGUAGCGCAGGAUGAGGCUGGUAUCUUUUAUCCCAAAAACAUAGCUGAGAUCAAGAAAAUAGUAAGUCUAGCCCAGCAAGAGAAAAAGAAGAUCUAUCUAGUUGGGAGCGGUCUUACACAGAGUUUUACCCGGGCCAAAGAACUGGGCUUUAUGCUAAUUAAUCUCAAAGGACUGAACAAGAUCGUGAUCGAUGCAAAAGCAAAGACGGCCCAAGUCUUUGGGAAUGUUACUUUUCAGGAAGUCGAGCAACAAGCCAAUGCGUAUGCAUUAGCGACUAAGGUCAGACCAACAGCUAACAUAUUCGUCGUGCUGGCCUCUAUUAGCACGAAUGUGCACGGCUGGGACCAUAAAAACGGCUGUAUUGGCAGCACAAUUCAAACCAUCCAUGCGCUGGACUCGACAGGUCAAGAGUUAGUACUGCCCAAAGGGUCAGCUCAGUUUAAAGAGUGUGUGGGGUCUUUUGGAAGCAUUUAUAUGCUCUAUGGAGCCGUGAUUGAACUAACGGACAACUUGCUGUUGGCUAAAGUGGCCACGACUUACCCGCGAUUGGAAGAGGCUUUAGAUGAGUUUCCUAAACAAACGGACAACGUGGAAAUGGCUCUAAUAAAUGUAUGCCGCCACAAGUACUACUUGGUGCGGUUUAUGCCGGCUUCAAAGGGGGCCAAGGUUUCCAAUCGCUCGAAAAAGAUAGUUCAGAUUCUGCCCUUCAUUGAAAAGGUGCUUAUUGAUUUGGCCCGGCUGAUCGAGUGGACAGGACUUCGGUCGUAUGUUGAGCGUCUUUAUGAAAAGGCUGUGACUUUCAAUUGGAUAAAAAGCCGUCAGCACUUGCGCAAUGAGUUUAUGAAUGUGAAUCUUAACGCGACCAAGAAGCCGUUCAAAGGCAUGCUACAUCGGCACGCGUUUGGGCGUGCUGAGUAUCUUGUCAAACAAGAGAAUUUGGACGCGCUAGUCACAUUAAUCAAGAAGGAGUAUGAGAGGCUUUUUCUGCUCAGUGCAACUAUCCGAUUUGUGAAGGCUGAUACAAACUCCUACUGCCCAUAUGCCAACGCCGAUAUGUAUGCCUUAGAGAUCUGCUGGGAGCAGCGAGAAGGUGAGGCGCCCGCACUAGAGAGUCGCAUGCGCAACACUCGUAUUUUAGAGUUUUUGACUAAACACGACGGCCGGUUCAAUCCAGCUUACCCAAGCGACCCCGAAGACAUCGUUGACUUUUAUCCGCCUCUAGCCCACAUGAUUUACGAACGUAACUCAAUCUUCUCUUCUCCGAUUGCAGAGGCUAUUAAAAAGCUGGUACAUGCUCGUAUGUCUUCCAGCUCAACCCCAGGUAACCCAGCAUCAACCAAACGCCAACCCAAUCAACCAAGAUGA